This is a messenger RNA of Lytechinus pictus (painted urchin), 4377 nucleotides long. Its product is annotated as scavenger receptor class B member 1-like. Gene Ontology annotation, molecular function: scavenger receptor activity. The coding region runs from base 162 to 692 and encodes 176 amino acids. Lineage: Eukaryota; Metazoa; Echinodermata; Echinoidea; Temnopleuroida; Toxopneustidae. The record is from RefSeq and is a predicted model, not a curated record. The transcript has 6 exons. Gene Ontology annotation, cellular component: cytoplasm; membrane.
CCAGGUCCGUGCCAUACAUUUAUGAGCAAGAUACAGUCUUCAAAAAAGUGCCUCUUCUGAAAUACGUUCUAGCCAAUUACACAUACUGUAAUGGGACAGACUACCCGCCCAAUGCUGGAUUCUGUAGCAAAGAUCAUGACCUGUGCGGUCCUUCAGGAAUUAUGAGACAAGAUCCAUGUCGCUUUGGAUCUCCAUCAGCAAUAUCAAACCCUCACUUCUUUCAGGGGGACCCAGCAUUACAUGAAGCAGUAGGGGGCUUGAACCCACAAGCUAAAUACCAUCAGCACUAUAUGGAAGUAGAACCAUUGAUGGGCAUGCCGUAUGUUCUGAAAAUGAGAUUGCAGAUCAGCAUGAUUACAUUGCCCUUGUGGAUGAUAACAGAGGUCAAGAAUGUUCGCAAUAUGGUGAUGCCAGUUUUAUGGUUUGAGCAGAGUGUUGAAGCAGAUGACACGAUAGUUGGAUACUAUGAAACAGGGUUCGUCUUAACAGCAUAUAUUGCCUUAAUCGUGAAGUGGAUCAUCUUUAGUAUAGGUGUUCUCAUGUGCAUUCUAACUGUCAUUUCCUGUGGUAAGCGAAUAGCUUACCCUUCAGUUGUUUCAGCAGAAGAAAAGGAUGAAAAGAUCAUUAAUCAAUCCGCAGGGAGCAGUUGCGACAUUAGCUCGGUGAACAAGGUUGUAGUAGAGGAUGCGUAGCAUACCCAAAGUCAGUGCUUCAUGUAUAACAAUUAAAGGGUCAUCGCAUUACUUCCUUAAGUUUUCAUGUGAAUUAAUUCUACCGAUGGAGGGAACUCGAGGUAAAUUCGGUUUGUCACAGGCGUAGUGGAGAGGUGCAAAUUAUCAGCUGAUUUUGUUUUGAGUUGACCUAAAAAACGCUCGAGGUUAACAAGAGGGUUUCCUGAAACCGCUGAGAAAGUGUUGCAGUAAAACUGCCAUAACUUUUGUAAAUGACCAUGAAUCUGAGUGAUAUUUAUAUUUUUGGAAAGAAUAACGAUUUCUUUGGCUGUUCGUCUUGUUAGUUUUGCCAUUUGUGGAGUAAAAAUAUGAAAAAAUGUCACAGAACUCUCCUUAAAAAAAUUCAAUUAAGUAGUCAAAAAAUUCGCUUAAAUAUCACAUUUUCAGGACUUCGACAUGAACAAAACUGAGGUAUGUCAGAAAGUAACUAUCAAGGUAACUUUGUGUGAAAAAUCAGUUCUUGUAAACACAGGGUACGGAUAUGUCUGGAAAUAAUCCAACUCCUUGUGAUUUUCAACCCAAGAAAUUUGUUUUCAUGCCAAGUCAGCCCACUGAAGACAAUGAUGCUAUCACCCAACUUCAGUCCUUGCAGUUGACCAGUGAAAUGUAACUUUUUGUAAGCUUCAUUUUAUCACUGAUCACAAUCAUGGUUUGCUGAUAAAGUAAAAGACAUAUGGAAUAGAGAAAAGUGGAUAUUUCUAUGCCUACCUUGUACUUUCAUUCAGCUCAGUAAGCAUGUAAACACUUGGACCCGGACGCACCAUAACAGAAUGGCUAGUGAUUGAUUACAGGGCUUGGGUUCCAAAGCUCAUUGCACUGGUUAUUGUGGAUGAUUAGCGAUACAAUCAAUUAUAACGUAGUGUGUUGUAGGGCCCAUCUCAUGGUGCGCGGGACUUGGGGUAUCAAAAACUCCUUGUUACUUUGUGUCAGAACCCCAUUUUCAUAUAGUGAUUUCUCAAGAAGUAAUUAGUCUUCGGUACAGCGAAAACUUGGCAUGCCAAUCCAUACAUAUCUCAUGAAUAUGCACAACAAAUCUCAUGAAUAUUCAAUGCGAGGUAUAGAUAUGUCUUGAAAAAGUUUGAGGGCACUAUUUGGAGACAACGAAAAUGAAAGUAAGCAAGAAAUUAAAAUCAUUUGAUUGUUUUUUAUUAUAUUUUCAGGAUAGAAUGAUAUUAUUUUGGAUAAUACCUAAAAAUUUGAGGAAAUUUAGUGUACAUGCUGCAAAAAUAUAAGCAAGUUAAUUUUUCAUGAAAAAGAAAUUCAAAACAAAUCGGGCGUUUUCGCCGAGUUGAUUGCACUCGUCCGCUUGGCCUGGUCAGGUAAGAAGAGAGCUGAUAUUUAAAUCCAUGACUCCAUGUAAACUGUGAACAGGAUUUGUUAACUCAGUGGCUACUGAAAUUCAGAGGUCCCUGUACAAUGCCUAUUGGAAUCUCAGAAUUCAGUAAUCAAUGGUUUAACAUAUGUAUAAUAUAAUGUAAGGAUGUGUAAUUGUACUACUUUUACUCGUACUACAGCCAUUGGUAAAUCAUCAAAGAAGUAUACUAACGCAAUCUAAUGUUCUUAAAAUGAUAGCACUGCUACUGCUAUUUUUAUUAGUACUGCUGCCAUUAUUAUGCAAUGAGUAUGCCAAUGCAAUCAAAAUUUGUAAAAUUAUGAGAGCACAAGAUGUGAAAGUGUUCUAUUACUAUUACUGCUAAUACUUCUGACAUGAUGAAGUCUCAGAAAAAAAGCUUGAGAUAUUGAUUUUUAGAAUGAUUGCCUGAAAUAUUGAGGUGUAAUCCUACUGCUAUCAUCUGGUACUGCUUGAGGUCAAGGAGAAAUUACUCUGACUUAUGAUGACCAAAGUAUCUCACAAAUUAUUGCAUUUAUUUAUGUGCUUUUUAAUGUGUAGAUAUUGAUAUAAUGUAUGCGGAGCCUUAUACCAAGACUACUAUAUGCUUGCCUUUAAUACAGAAGAUUGGAUAUAAUAAUGGGAGUAUGAUAUCAUUCAGUGGUAAUUUUUUCUAGUUGAAGUUGUUGCUGUUAAUUUUUUUUUUCUGGAGGCAAUGGGGAAGUUUUGUUUUUAAUUUUAAGAUCUAUCUGUCAUUUCCGAAUAAAAAAAAAGGUUUCUUGCUUGUUCAAUACUUCUACACAAUAGUUAUGCUGAGCGAUUCUGAACAUGACUUUUCUUCUAUGGAGGUAACUAUUUGAAUGUAUUUGUAUUGUGACUUAUAAUUUUGAUUAUAAAUUUGAGCUUUAAGUUUCAGUUGAUGCUAGACAGAAAUGCAUUAGAAAUAUGCUCAGGGCAUUAUCAGGGUUACAGAUUGUUUGACUGUAUGGAAAGAGUAUUUACCAACAUCAUUGAUUGCAUGAAUGUAUUGGUAAGUUAUGAUGAUAUUCCACCGGUUCAUUGAUAUGGUUGCUGUCACAUAGUGAUCCAUAAAAUGAUCUGUAAAUACUGUUACCAGCUGUGUGAUCAAUCACUAAGCUUUGUCUAAUUCGGUUGAUUCACAAUGCAGUGUGCCAUAUAUCAGUUACAGCAGACAGGCCAAUUUCUAACUUUGGGGUAGACAUCCGCAUGCAGGCGGAAGUAGCGCACAGUGCUAGUGUACUGUAAUGUGACUGUGAUCUUCGAAACUGAAAAUCAUAUGGCAAAAGCAGAGGAAGAAUUCACAGAAAAUGGUCUAAUUUUGCAAAGAAAUUUCUGUAUUUGAUUAGUCACAGUUAAAGUCUGCUUUCAGCUAAAUGCUGCUUUUCAGGAAGGCUGUGAACAACUGAAUUCAAAUAAUACAAAAAUGAAAAUGAGUUUACAAAAAUACUAACAAAACAUGAAAAUAAUACAAUUUGCAAAAGUUGAAAAAAAAUGAAAAUGAUAUGCAAAGUAAUAUCAAAUUCAAAACUAAUAAAAUAAAACAAGGGUAAGUUAAUAUAAUUCAGUUUUUACAGGGGUGGUCGGGGGGGGGGGGGUAAUUGGUUUAAGAAAGUGAUAUGAGACGUACCAAUGUAGACAGGUUUUGUCUUGCAUGCAUAGCAGAGCGAGACCUUAGGCAACGCUUUUCCGACACAUUGUUCUACAGAUCUGACCAAAUCAUUUAGAGUGAUUAUGAAAAGGAGGGGGCCUAGGAUACUCCCCUUAAAGGCACUCUGCUUUCUACAGUACAAAAACCUGACAUGUUACUAUUGACAAUCGUUGAUUGCUGCCUACCAAAGAAAUAAUCGCGGAAACAUUUUAAUACAUCUUGGACAAAUCCAAAGUAACAUAAUUUCUUUAAUGAUAAUUCAGACGAGAUCAAAUCAAAUGCCCUCUCCAGGUCUGUUAUAACCAUACCAAUAACGUAACCUCGAUCAAUUUUGUGAGUAAAAUCAUCAGUGAUAUUUAACAAGGCAGUGGUCGUUGAGUUGCCUGGAUGAAAACCAUGCUCUCAUGGAUCAAGCAAACUGUUGUUUGACAGGUAGAUAUACACUUGAUAAAACACAUUCUUUCUUAAAUUCUAAAACUUUAGACUGGGAGUACCGAGAUUGGUCUAUAGCAAAUAGACUACAGCAAAAUUUCCCUCCCACCUCUUGGACCCUGAGCAUAAUUUCAUGCAAGCCAGGCGUCGGCCAGCACAGCAUAAUCACAUGCAUGCUUGCGUCCGCAACAGAUGUUGACUUUUUCCCAUGAGGC